CUUAAUACAGAAGUAAUUCUUACUCAUGGCUGUGGCCUAUCUUAAUAAUCCUUACUAUAACUGGCAAUUUGGUUUAGGAUCCAAAGUUUAAGUCUCCUGCAGCCUCACAAUGUAAUCUGGUGUCAGUUCUAAAGUCUCCUGCAGCCUCACAAUGUCCUAGUUCUAGAGUUGCAAAAGGUUUGUGAUGUCAUUAGGAAUGCUUUAGCUAAUAAAGAGAUGUUCUAGAUUUCCACACAUUCAGUGAUGGAAUGUAAUUCUAAAAGUAUUUGGGCUGUCAAUUGCAGAUUUGAGUACUUGCAGUGUUGUCUUAAAAUGGAUACCUUGAAAUGUCUUAAGCCCUCUGCAGGAACUUCUAGAGGGACACACUCUGAGGAUUGUAGAAUUGAUGGCAGACUGUUGGACAACCCAAGAGGUUCUCCCAAUUCUGGCAGCAAACCUAAGCAGAGUAUUUGGGAUAGGAAGGAAGUUCCUCGAAAGGUUGCAAUUGUUCAUCCCAGAUGUAUAUCAGAGAGUGAUGUAAAUCCAUCUGUCAGACAGGCUCAACGGCAGGCAGUGGUUGAACAAGGCGAGGCAAGUACCAUUCAGCUUGAAGAGGGCACCACAGUGAGGAAUGUCUUCAGGUCCCGUGACAGUUUGAACAACAGAGAAAACCUGAGGAUGACCAUCAUGGCUCAGCAAACCCGCAUUCCAAGAGAAGUCCUGAGUCCAGAGCAGAGGGCCUUACAUUAUUUGAGUGACUCUGAAUCAGAUUCAGAUUCAGACUUAGAACUUUUGUGGGAGAUUUGUGAGUUAUAUGACAGAUAUCUCGCAAGUGAAUCUGACUCUAGUUCCUCUAGUAGUUUGACCUCUAGUUCAAGAUCCAGUUCUAGCUCGAGCUCAAGUUCAUCCAGCUCUUCCUCUAGCUCAGAGUCAGAGUCAUAGUUCUAUUUCUGAAUCACUUUUCCUGAGCAAUUGAUUAAAUCGUCCUUUAAAACUGAUCAAUAACACAUUUUCUCUCAAUAAACAAUUUCUGUUUAA
Molecule: messenger RNA, 1017 nt
Organism: Alosa alosa (allis shad)
Lineage: Eukaryota; Metazoa; Chordata; Actinopteri; Clupeiformes; Clupeidae
Product: suppressor protein SRP40-like
Exons: 4
Coding region: 244-921 (225 amino acids)
Source: RefSeq, a predicted model, not a curated record